AUGUCAGUCUUUGUUGUGAAUUUUCCUUGCUGUGCACUGUGGAAAUCAAAGAAGCUUCGGUUUAUAAAACCAUCGACAUUACCAAAGCAGAUGAGUCCCAGCAGCAGCACAAAAGUGCGUUUGGGGAACAAUGAUGGGGUUAAGGCGUUUUUCUUCAAUCCCACUGAGGAACCCAUUCUCAGAGACGCGCUUAAGGAGCCAGUUGCGUUCAUGGGAGGGAUGUUUGCUGGUCUCUUACGACUUGACUUGAAUGAAGAUCCACUCAAGGAUUGGGUUUCAAGGACUGUGGAAGCCUCUGGGAUCACCGAGGAAGAAAUUGAUGCUAGCGGGUUAGAACCAGAAGAAGAAGCCCCGCUACAGAUUGAGAUUGAAUAA
Molecule: messenger RNA, 375 nt
Organism: Prunus armeniaca (apricot)
Lineage: Eukaryota; Viridiplantae; Streptophyta; Magnoliopsida; Rosales; Rosaceae
Source: the annotation of a GenBank genome assembly